CCCAUUGAACGCACAGUGGGUGUAGCGUUUUGAUGAUGUCACUACCCUGCGACGCCUAGUAUAGUGUGUGUGAUCUGUGAUUGUGUUCGCCGGUCGGUGGUUGUGAUCGGUUCUCCUGUCAGCACCACAAUUUCCACUUCGGUGUAUCUCUACCAUGAGCAGCGGUGACGACAUCGCGGCUUCUCCAAUCAAAGGACUGGAGCCCGCCAACCCGGAAGCAAUAGCGGGAGAAGAUGGAAGCCCUGUCAGCGGUGACAGCGUGCCGGUGGAGGGCUUCAUUUUAGGGAUGUCGGACACAGUUGAUAUAAAAAAGAUGUUUGAAGAUAUGUUUGCUGAUCGCUUCACAGAACGUGACGAGGACUAUCAGGAACAUCUGAAAAAGUCAGAGAGCGAGCCUCCUAUUGUUGAAGAAUGGUGGGGAGGGAACCAAAGAAACCACGAUAGGUAUCGGGAUAACAGGCGUGACCGAAGCUGGGAUAACAGGCGGGAUUCAGAUAACAGACGGGAUUCGGGUAACAGGCGGGAUUCGUACAGCAGCUAUAACCAGCACCAUGGAGGAAGAGGCUGGGGUAACAGCUCUCACCAGUACCGCCAGGAUCGUUCCCACUAUCACCAGGAGAGACACCAAGGCUACAAUUCCGGCAGUCAAAGAUAUCAGCCUUAUCGUUAAGGACGGUUCCUGUUUUGUGCGUGAAGAAUAGAUUAUUAUUUUUAAUUGUUUUUUUAUUUUAUAGGACAAAAAACUGAAAGUAUGAGAACUCUU
Molecule: messenger RNA, 763 nt
Organism: Rana temporaria (common frog)
Lineage: Eukaryota; Metazoa; Chordata; Amphibia; Anura; Ranidae
Gene: RAMAC
Product: RNA guanine-7 methyltransferase activating subunit
Exons: 4
Coding region: 155-670 (171 amino acids)
Biological process (GO): RNA 5'-cap (guanine-N7)-methylation
Molecular function (GO): RNA binding
Source: RefSeq, a predicted model, not a curated record